UUGUGCAGGCACUCACAGAGCACGGGUGAGCACGCUGAGCUGCUGGACUCCCACGGCUCCAGCCCCAGCACCGGACAAGAGAAUCGGCUGCGGGACCCCCCCCGGCACCUUCCCCACCCCAGCCGGCAGCCAGCACCGUCCCAGAGCGUGGGACACGGCUCCCCGUUUGCGCUCUCUGCUCGCCUGACCCGCGCCAAGGACGAAGCCCCAGCACAGGCAGCAAGCAUGGUGCGGGCAGCCCCGGCCCCAGCAGCCAUCACCCUCUGCCUCCGUUUCUCCGCAGACCUCGUGAAAGCAGCAGCGGCUGCCCUGAUCAUCGGAGCCAUCCUGUCUGUUACUGGGCAACAUGCUGACCUCUCAGCCUCGGUCCUGCAAGGUUUCCAGUGCAUCCCAGCCAGCGACCUGCCUGCAGCCGACAUCCUCGCGUUUGCCCGGGGAUUGCAAAACAAAACAGCGGAGCUGAGCGGUGCCCAGCUGUCCUGCCUGGCCAGGCUGCUCGCUGCCAAGAACCUGACGGCCGAUUUCGGCAGGUACCCGCCAGACCUACUGCUCUUCUUUGUCCCGGCCGAGGUGCGCGGUGGGACCUGCGGAGAUUUUUACGCCCGGGUUUCCCGUGGGAACCUGGACCUGCUGCCCAGGGGCUCAGCCCGGCGGACGGGGCUGCUGCGCGGGGCGCUGGCCUGCCUGGGGGUGAGGAGCAGCCGCCUGCGCCCCGAGCAGCUCGGCAGCCUCGGGGCACUGGUGUGCGACAUGGAGCCAGAGACCAUCACGGCCUCGGAUCCCGGAGUCCUGGAGAACCUGAAGCUCUGCUCAGCGCUGACGGGGGCCCAGCGGGAUGCCCUCAAUGCUGUGCUCCUCGGGGGGGGCACAGUGUACGGGGAUCCUUCGAGCUGGGAUUUACAGACUCUGCAAAAUUUGGGGCCGCUCGUCCUGGCUUUGAACCAGACCACGCUGAGCUUGGUGGCCGAGGCAGCGCGGGAGGCUUUCGGCAGAAGCAUCGUGGCUGCGUACGGCAGCCAGGGACGUUCCCAGCGGGAGAAGUCCCUGACCCUCCUCAGGGCCUUCGCAGCAGCAUCAGCUUCAUCUCAUCCCAGGCUGAAGCGGAGCGCAGACCGCUGCCUGUCCGAGCCCAUCACCGCCAGCACCGUCUCCGACCCCUUCUUACUCAUCCGCUACGACACCGCUGAGCAGUUCGACCUGUGCCUGAGCAAUGAGGUUUUAAAAGCAAACCUGGAGCCUCUGCUGGAACAGCCGCUCUCCGUGGAGUACCUCCGGGUCAUGAAAAAAAAGCUGGAGCAGAUUUACCCUUCGGAGAUCCCGGAGGAGCAGCUGAAGCUGUUGGGGCUGCUGUCCCGCCAGUACACGGCGGAGGAGAUCAGCCGGUGGCCGGUGACAUCCAGCAACACGCUCUCGGCCCUGCUCAACCCCUCGGAUGGCAAGUGGGACACUCCCCAGGUCCAGCAGCUGCUCAGCAGGUACCUGGCCCUGGGGGGCACCUUGACCGGGCCCUUGCUUCAGAAAAUCGGUGGGAGAAACCUGUGCAAUCUGCGGGAAGAGCAGAUCAAUCAAAUACCUCCAGCGGCAAUCAGGACUGCUGGACAAUUAAACAUUUCUUCUUGCUCUCAAACCAAGAAGGACCAACUCUAUAGAAAAGCCCAGGAGGCCUUUGCUGGCCAGGCUGGCACCACCAGGGCAUAUUAUUGCCAGAUUUGGCCGUACCUGGGGGGAGCUCCAGCGAAGGACCUGAAAGACUUGGCUGAAGCUGGCGUUGCCAUAGACAUGGACAUAGACACCUUUCUUUCCCUAAAUCCCGAUGAACUGCAGAAACUCAGUGUCGUGGAUGUGAAAAAUCUGCUUGGAGAAAACCUCCCUUACCUGAAGGAAGCUGAAAAUGAGACCUCGGUGAUGCGCUGGGUGAAGAAACAGCCCCAGCGGGAACUGGACUGUACCCUGGGAAUCGGCCUGCAAGGGGGCACGGAGGAGCCUGGCCCCACGGGGACGGCCACCCCUCCUCACCCCACCGCCUCGGCCACUAUCCCCCCCACGGUCACCGUCCCCGCGCCCACCACCCUCCCCACUGUCCCCCCCCCUAUUGCCAUUAGCAGCCACCCUACCGCUAAUUCAAGUACCAGCCCCCCCAAGGCCCCCACCCCAAGCACUAUCAGCCUGACCCCCCCUAACAGCACUCCCCCACGUGCUCACACCGCUGCCCCCAGUGCUGCCGUGAGUCCCACUGCCACCUCCACCGCCCGACCUGCUCCGACCACCGGCUCCAUCGUCCCGUGCUCCAUCCACCAGUCCCCCACCUCAAAUAAGGCCACCCCCCCCACCGUCACCCUCCUCACCACCAUCCUUGCUGCUGUCAACCCCAACGCCACCUCUCCCAGCUCCGUCCCACCCCCUGCUCUCACACGCGGGGCCACCAGCACCACCACCAGCGUUGUUAGUAACCCGGCUAUUAACACCAGCACCCCACUGGUGUCCGUGAACCCCCCAGCACCUGGGGCUACUGCCCACCCUGCUCCAGAAACGAACCUCCCUCCCAAGCCCACCCCAAUUCCCAACUCCACCAUCUCCACCCAAAAGAGCGUCAUCUCCCCAACAGCCAAGUCGACAACGUUGGCUUGCAAGACCAGUGCCCCCCCGGCAUUUCCCGGCCCCUCUUCCACCACCACCAGCAGCGAGACCACUAAAGAAACACCCACGGGCGUGCCAGAGCCACCGAGACCAACACCAGGCGGAUACAUCAACCUGCAACCCGAAGCUGGAUCGGGAUCCAGACUCUCCUCCUGCCUAGUGCACAUACUGACUACGGCCGUGGGAAGCUCACUGCUGCGAGCGCUUCUCUGACACUGCCACCUCCAGCACCACACUCACCGGAUCCCUCCUGUAGUUUUCACCAUCCUGCAAAAUAACAGUGCUGGCAAAUUCCCUGCUGAAAAGCAGAAACCCAGGGAAAGAACAGAGAUUGUCCAUUUGACACCAGCAUAGAAUUUGCUUAUUAUUUUUGAGGCUGGGCAGUGAAAGGAGGACAGGUAUUUUUCCAGCCCAAAGCAGCCCAACAGGUACUUACUAGCUAGUUGCUCUAUGUAAUACAAUUACCAGCAGUAUCGACUGGUCUGACAAUGCAUUAAUGCUGACAGCGGGCCCAGUUCUGCCAGCUUUACUCACAGAGUGGUAUUUUACCUCUAAGCAGUCCCACCAGGGUCUGUUGAAACGGUGGGACAACUCAAGGAUCUGAGUUACUGGCCGUUGCAAAAGAAGCAGAAUAUGGCCCAGCAACGCAGUCUGAAAGCUCAGAGAUCCACUACAUCGUAUUUAACUUGUUUCACAAACUUAGAUUUUUGAUCAAGAUCUGUUCAAACCACACAAAGCCUAGUUAGGGGGAUGACUGACGAUAGUUUAUCUUGAUUACUGUUGCAAUGCUAUAU
This is a messenger RNA of Harpia harpyja (harpy eagle), 3431 nucleotides long. RefSeq names its product mesothelin-like protein. Gene Ontology annotation, cellular component: cell surface. NCBI's taxonomy places the organism in Eukaryota, Metazoa, Chordata, Aves, Accipitriformes, Accipitridae. The transcript is spliced from 16 exons. The coding region runs from base 226 to 2850 and encodes 874 amino acids. The record is from RefSeq and is a predicted model, not a curated record. Gene Ontology annotation, biological process: cell-matrix adhesion.